Messenger RNA from Clonostachys solani, 567 nucleotides. The record is from the annotation of a GenBank genome assembly. NCBI's taxonomy places the organism in Eukaryota, Fungi, Ascomycota, Sordariomycetes, Hypocreales, Bionectriaceae.
AUGACUGGUAUUUCUCAGUACAAACACGAUGAGAUUCGUUUCGUCCUCAGGGAGAUCGUCAGAAAAACCAAGCUUCCUUCCAUCAGUGAAGGCUUCUUCACCCGCUUUACCAAAACCCUGAACCCGAAUCAGAUUCGAUAUAUCAAGAACAAAUAUGGAAAGGAUCCUACCUUCAAGAGUCCCAUGAUCAACUACCGCGGCGCCAACGCAGCCGACUUGGAAGAUUCGGAUAAUUCUCAAGAAGAGCAGAGUGGUUGGGUAAAUCAUCCCCUGCUUCUCGCCCCAGAGAAUCACAGUCCUCGUGAGCAGUCCCAGAGCCCGGAACUGCUGGCAUCACACAAUCCGAUCCCGACAGGACCUUCUGUGCCAAACCCACCCAAAACCACGAAAAGUCAUGAGAGUCCAGUCUCUCUCAUCCCUGGUUGGCCGCAGCGACGGGAGCAAGGGAUUUACUUCCAACCCAGUAACCGUAUAUAUCAGCAGCCCCAAGAUCUGAACAUCCCCUCUCAAAUCCUCCCGGCCGAGCCAGACCUCAGCCAACAACCAAUAAUACCAGUUGCACAAGCA